Messenger RNA from Brassica oleracea var. oleracea, 1499 nucleotides. RefSeq names its product extensin-like. The transcript has 2 exons. Lineage: Eukaryota; Viridiplantae; Streptophyta; Magnoliopsida; Brassicales; Brassicaceae. Bases 37 to 1395 code for a protein of 452 amino acids. The record is from RefSeq and is a predicted model, not a curated record.
GUUUUAUUGUUUGUUUGAAAAAACCAAAGCUCCAAAAUGUCUUGUCUUCUCAUUCUCGUCUCCAUUGCCUUAGCAAUAACAUUCAGUAAUCAUUCUUCAGAGGCAGCAAAUCUACCUCUAACGAUCACUGACAUUGUCCUAUGCAACAACAAUAACAUCUUAAGAUCAGGAUCAUCUGGCAAGCUUGAAUGCAGAUUCAGACGAUCAAAACUGAUCUUAGGGCAGGAGACAAAAGGUCAUCACGGGGAAUCCCACGUUUUAUGUCUUGAACACAAAAGGUGUUCAAGAAACGAGAAAAAUCAGAUAUUAUUCGCUCUAAAGAAGCAUCCGGGGAGAAAGUCUAAACGGAUUCUGAAACAAAUAAGAAAAGCAAAACAUGUUCAGUUUCAAUACAAGAAGCAAAAUAUAAGAGACAAGAAGUUUUUUUCCCCACAUCCAUGGUUUCUUCCCCCAAACCCGUUUGCACCACCACGUUCGAUUUUCCCACCAAACCCUUUUGCACCACCCCCUUCGAUUUUCCCACCUAACCCGUUUAAGCCACCGUCUCCUUCGAUUUUCCUUCCAAAUCCGUUUCAUCGACCGCCUCCUCCGAGAUUUCCUCCAUUAUUUCCUCAGCCUCCUCAUGCUCCUCCUCCGUCGAUAUUCCCUCCAAUAUUUCAUCAGCCACCACCUUCUCCUCCUCCAUCGUUUUUUCCUCCAAACCCAUUUCAGCCUCGGCCUCCCCCCACUCCUCAUCCAUCGUUAUUCCCUCCAAUGUUUCCUCCGCCACCUACUGCUCCAGCUCCUCCUCCCUCGUUCUUCCCUCCAAACCCAUUUCAGCCUCAUCCUCCUCAUCCUCCUGCAGCUCCUCCUCCAUCAUUAUUCCCUCCAAUAUUUUCUCCGCCUCCAGCUGUUCCACCUCCUCCACGAUCAAUGUUUCCUCCAAAUCCAUUUAAGCCACGUCCUCCUCUGUCUUCUCCCGCUCCUCCUCCACCAUUUUUCCCUCCAGUGAUUCCUCAUCCUCCUCCAGUUUCCCCUCCUCCUCGAUCAUUUUUCCCUCCAAAUCCAUUUCAGCCUCGUCCUCCUCAGCUUCCUCCAGCUCCUCCUCCAUCGUUUUUCCCUCCUAUAUUUCCUCCACCUCCUACUGUACCAGUUCCAUCUCCUCCAUCGUUUUUUCCACCAAACCCAUUUAAGCCUCGUCCUCCUCCUCUUCCCAGUACUCCUCCACCUCGCUCUUUAUUUCCUCCACUGCCGCCAAUCUUUCCAGGUCUGCAUCCUCCUCCACCACCACCACCACCUCCUCCUCCAUCCUCUCACUUUAUUUUUCCAAUUCCGCCAUUCCCAUUUUUUCCACCACCUCGUAACCCUGGCCCUCCUCCUACUCCAACUUUUUCAGCAAACAAACAACAUACUUAAGCAGACAAGAGUAUUAAUUAUAUACUAGGUAAUAAUCCAUGAUUUGGUUUCAUUAUUUUUUAAUAAGGAGACAUAAAAUCUGUUUAAUCUGGAUAUAGUUUUGA